Nematocida major is the source of this 1281-nucleotide messenger RNA. RefSeq lists its product as uncharacterized. Bases 1 to 1281 code for a protein of 426 amino acids. The transcript has a single exon. NCBI's taxonomy places the organism in Eukaryota, Fungi, Microsporidia. The record is from RefSeq and is a predicted model, not a curated record. Gene Ontology annotation, biological process: amino acid transmembrane transport. Gene Ontology annotation, molecular function: amino acid transmembrane transporter activity.
AUGAAGUCAUCAACGAAAGAGAAAGGCCUCUCGGUUUUGCAAGCAACAUUUCCUAUGGUGGGAUCUAUUCUAGGCGCGGGAGUUUUGACGCUUCCAAAAGCCGUGGAAAAGUCUGGGUAUCUUCUAUCCGGGCCGAUACUUCUGUUUAUCUCAUCGAUAUGUGCCUUUACCCUGUUUCAGCUCGUGCACUGCGCUAAGAACUUGGGCAAAAGCGACCCCUCGUACUUUCUGGUGUGCCAAAACGCGUUUCCGGCCUUGGGAUACAUAGCAGACGCGUGCAUAGGGGUACAGGGGCUGGGGUCUGUUUUCGUAUACUUUUUGCUGCUGAAGGCGUGGAUAUCCAAACUUCUGGGCAUUGACGGUGCCAUAGUGUACCUGCCAUACAACAUUAUAUUCAGUCUUUUGCUCAUACUCGUCCCAACGGCCUUGGCCAUGCAGAAAGACCUGAAAAAGCUUUCCUUCAUUUCGAUAAUGUCGACAGCCUCGGUAGUGUUCCUUUCUGCUGUGGUUAUGCUGUCUGGCGCGCUGUCUCUGAUGCUUCCCUCAAAGGGGGUGCAGAAAGACACGCUGCGCGCAUACACAACAAGCCCAUCGGACAUCCUUGCGGCGCUUUCGUCAUACAUAUUUGGGCUGGGCUGCCAGCAGAACAUGGUGAGGGUCUUUUCCCUGCUUGAAAAGCCGACAAAGGCCAAUGGAGCCAAGGUGGGCGCGUUUGCUAUUGCCAUUGCAUCGUUUGCGUACUUCCUGGUGGCAAACGGCGGAUACAUUGCUGGCGGAAACGACCAGAAUGUUUCGAUACUGGAGAUACUGGAGAACAAGGAGCGGGCCUUCUACAAAGUGAUUAUGCUGAACUUUGGAAACACCAUGGGGAGCGCAUACUUUUACUUGAUAACCGUUUCAAUGAUUGCCAUGAGCAUUGUGCUUCUGGGCGCAUAUCCACUGCAGAUGCACCCAACCCGCGACUCUGCCAUCACGUUCUUGCGGUUAAUCGCGAAAAACCCAAUAGACCAAAACAAAAGGUUGGCUGAAAUAUUCACAACCGCUGUUCUAACUGCACUGAUAUUUAUAGGUUCGCUAGGAAACAUAAAAUACACAUUUGUUAUGAACCUUAUAGCAAACACAGCAAGCUGCUACAUUAUGUUUGCGCUUCCAAGCAUAUCAUAUAUUUUGUCAAACAAGAAGAGGCUUUUGUUCACUAUAUUGUCAUGCGGAAUACUCGGAGGAAGCAUCUUAUUCUCUAUCACUGAAACAUACAAAUUAUUUUCUAGUAUAAUUAACUAA